Molecule: messenger RNA, 1993 nt
Organism: Ciona intestinalis (vase tunicate)
Lineage: Eukaryota; Metazoa; Chordata; Ascidiacea; Phlebobranchia; Cionidae
Source: RefSeq, a predicted model, not a curated record
UCUACCUAAAUCAGCAUGGAGAAACGGCGUUGGGUUUCGUGACGUGCUUUAAGGCGCAGUCGCAAUAAUCCGCGCAUGAUUGCUAGCUUGUUAAUUGCCACCUGCCUCUGUAACCUGUUGGCUUCUGUCAACGACAUUUAGGACCGACAAUUGAUUUGCUCUGUGGCAAACGACGGUCGGCGAGCCAGCAAAAUAUCUUAGUUUAUUGUUUAUUGAGACGAGUCAAUAAGUUUUAUUAAAUUUGCUCAGGCGUUUCAGUUCGCUUCAUGUGUUUAUAAAGUGGAAACUUUAUUUCGUUUGGCCAACAACAGCCAAUCAUUUCUAAAAAGUUAGAUUUUAUAUUAUUUUACAUAUCUACUAAUCCAAAAUGAUCCCUAGCACAUGCUGUUGCGAUGGAUAAUAUACGGGAACUUCGUGACGUAGUUAGCUCUAAAUUCCGCAGCUGGCGGUCGACUUGUGACGUAAUAGCGUGGAACUGUCAUUCCUCGCGCAGGUUGAUUCAACUCGUAACACACAAGUAUCCCAGAAGCAAUUUAAACUCCAUGACGUCAUCUCUCGUGACGUCACGGCAAAAUUUAGUUCAGGAAGACCAAAAUGAUUUCGUCACGCCGGAAGGUGUAACAACAACAUUUGAUUUUGCGGCAGAAGCUUUUGCAAUCCAAACGGAGGACAAAAAAGACUUGGAUACUGACCGACACAGUUUUGUGAGCCGCAUACUUCGUGAUUCACCAUCGGAACGUCCGAAAUGGUUGGCAUUUGAUUUUUCCAGAAACGAAAAAGUCGUUCUACAUAAAACAUGUUCAAAAUUUGACAACAUAACUCCUGUGGGAAAGCACUCUCCUUGUUUGAACCGAGACAUUUUUCGCGAGGUUAUUCUCAUGCGAUGCACGCGAAAAUGUCCGUUUAUCCUCACGUAUUAUGGCUUUGCUUUGGAUAGGGCGAAGAACAUAUAUAUUUCCACAGAACACUUCGACGGGGAGAGUUUAGAGUCGAUCAGAGUCAGAAACCCGACAAACAUGUUACCCGAAGCAAUGAUGAAGUCGAUUAGCUGGCAGAUCCUACAGGGGUUACAUUAUCUACAUUCUAUAAAAAUCGUCCACAACAAACUGGAUUCGUCCGCUGUGAUGAUUCAGCGAAUUUCCAGCAAUUCCACUUCAAACCAGUUGAAUCCGGUGGAAUAUCGGGUAAAACUACGACACUUUCGCCAGGCGAGAGAUCAGGGCGCUCCGAUGCCGAAUUGUGACAAACUUCGUUGUAAUUCUCUUGGGGGAAUUCACGCAUCGCCAAGGCGUGACGUUUGUGAUCCCUCCUAUGACGUCCUAUGUUUCGGGCAUUUGCUUUUCCGCUGCAUCACUGGUUACAAGCCGUGGAAUAAAAGUUGUUCUUGUGACCAUGACUACGUGACCCACUGUCGUCGUUUUAUAUUGUCCCGGGACAAGAAACCUACAAACGAACUCUUACAAAGGUCGCAGACGUUUGAACUAAACAAGAAACUAGCACUGGAUGUUUUACCCUCGCUACGUGCAUUACAAAUUAAUCUGAAUACCAAACAUAAGAAAGAAAACGUAAAACUGUGGAAAAGAUUCUCUUCCAGUUUUUCUGAAGUUCUUAUGCUGUUGCUUGCACCAAGCGAUGAAGACAGACCUGCCGUUGGGAAUAUAAUGUCUGUUUACGACCACAUAUUUGACUCAAGUCAUCGCGAUUGCCCAAAUUGGCUUAAAGAUAAACGUGGACAUAUUUUAGCCAGUUGUAUUUCUUAAGCGUGUAGGGACUUUAACUUAUUUACCAUUAAAUUAGUACCGUACUUCAAAUUCUAAUACAAGAUGGUUUUGUUAUGAUUGGCAUAUUGAUUAGUUGCUCGUUGUGCAAGUACGCGUUUUAUGGGCUUUAAUAGCGCUGAACUCGCUAAAUCGAACCAGUCGAUCAUAUUGGUACUCGGGAGUCGGAUCAAUGUAUUUCCUUGUCUUGUAUAGAUUACUUUAUUAUAUUCAUA